GUGUAUGCAAACCAGAGCCGCGGCUCCCCUGGGCUGCCGGACCCGGGCCGGGGCUGCUGUGCGGCUGGCGCGGCGGUGGGCGCCGCUGCCCUCCUCGGAACCCCGCACUGUCAUGCCCCCGGCGCGCGGCUGGCGGCUGCGUCCCGGAGCCGCUAUAUAAGCGCCGGCGAGGGGACACCCGGAGGGGCUGAAGAUGAAGGUGCCCGCGUAUGGGCCCCGCUGAUUGCCAACCCCUCCCGAUCCCGCGCCGCGCGCGGAGCCCGAGGCCGCCGAGGACCCGCCUUCGCCGCAGUAGCAGCUGGAGCAGCCUCAGGGCCGGCGGCGGCAGCGCCCGUCUCAAGAGCGCGCAGAGCGGCGGCGGCAGCUCGGGGGCCGCCGCUGCCCCGGCUGCCAUGAGUUGUGCGGAGGUGAUGUAUCACCCCCAGCCGUAUGGAGCGCCCCAGUAUCUGCCCAACCCUGUGGCAGCUGCAACCUGCCCCACAGCCUGCUACCACGCGGCGCCCCAACCUGGCCAGCAGAAGAAGUUAGCGGUAUACAGCAAGAUGCAGGACUCUCUGGAAGUCACCCUUCCCAGCAAACAAGAGGAGGAGGAGGAGGAGGAGGAUGAGGAGGAGGAGGAGGAGAAAGACCAGCCUGCCGAGAUGGAGUACCUUAACUCUCGCUGUGUCCUUUUCACUUAUUUCCAGGGAGACAUUGGGUCAGUAGUGGAUGAACACUUCUCAAGAGCUUUGGGCCAAGCCAGCACCCUCCAUCCAGAAUCUGCCAUUUCAAAAAGCAAGAUGGGGCUAACCCCCCUGUGGCGAGACAGCUCAGCUCUCUCAAGCCAGCGGAGUAGUUUUCCAACUUCCUUUUGGACCAGCUCUUACCAGCCCCCACCUGCACCCUGUCUGGGGGGAAUUCAUCCUGAUUUCCAGGUCACUGCACCCCCUGGCACCUUUCCUGCAGCUGACCCCAGCCCCUGGCCAGGACAUGGCCUGCACCAGACUGGCCCGGCCCCUCCUCCUCCUGUGUCCGAGUCCUGGCACUAUCCCUUGGCAUCUCAGGUGAGCCCAUCUUACAGCCACAUGCAUGAUGUGUACCUGCGGCACCAUCACCCCCACGCCCACAUGCACCACCGCCACCAUCACCAUCACCACCACCACCGCCCUUCUGCUGGCUCUGCCCUGGACGCGUCCUACGGGCCCCUGCUGAUGCCGUCAGUGCGUACAGCCAGGAUUCCUGCUCCCCAGUGUGACAUCACAAAGACAGAUCCCACUACAGUCACCACUGCUACCUCAGCGUGGGCCGGAGCCUUUCACGGAACUGUGGAUAUAGUGCCAAGUGUGGGGUUUGAUACAGGUCUGCAGCAUCAAGACAAGAGCAAGGAAUCACCAUGGUACUGAAAUACACAGUAUUUUCAAGUUGGGUUGGAGUGUGAAUCUAAGGACCCACUGAGGCGAGAUGCUACCAGGACUUUCUGUUCUGCAAUGGGACACAAUAGACAUGGAAGAAGAGGAAAUAUCAGCCAACUGACUGUAGUUUGGAACCUUUUCUUGAGGAAGCAGAGUGGGUCCUAGACAUUGAAGAAAAGCAUUUUGUUUGUUUUUUCCCUCAUCUGAGCCUUUGCCAACCGUGCAACUCUUUUUUGUCUUGCUUUUAUCAAUACAUGGUUUACUUUUUGUUUCAUUUUGAUUUAUUUUUUGAACCAGCCACCUUAUCAGGAAAAGAUGAACCACAAAUGAAAAUGCUCAUUCUUUCAGGAAUACAAUUUUGUAGCUCUAUGUGCAUCUAUUUUUGUAGAAAUACAGAAAGUUUGAUUUAGCAUUGAUGGGCUAUUUUUGAGGGAUGUAUUUUUUUUAAUAUUGUAAAAAUGGUUAAGUUCUGUUUCAAGAACUUGAUCCAGAGAAGCACUGGCAAAAAUGUUUAAAAUGCUUGUCUUUAAGAUGUCUGUGAUAUGCUCUGUGCUUUCUAGGUUACCUCAAGUGUUUGAUAUCUUCUCCUUUGACAAAAGUCACCCCAUAGCCAAGCCAAUUAUAGUAUUGUCUUAAAUUAAAUCUCAGUGAAGAUUUAGUUCAAUGCUAGCUCACUUAGCUUGGAGUUAUAUGUAUAACUUGAAAAGGAAGUUUUUAAUGACCACACUAAAGAAAGGAUAGUUCAUUAAUUUGAUUUCUCCCAAAGAUUACUUAGAGAUUUAUUAAAAAGAAGGUGAAUAAGCUUUCAACCUUAUAGAGAGUUUUCUUAGAAUAUUCAUUCUUCUUUCUCAUCCAUCCAACCAGAGUUUUUAUACAACUAUUGGGAAAAAAAUGCAUUUAACCACGCUACCCGCGAGGACCAGUGACUCGUUUCCUUCUUUCUAAUUCACUCCCUGAAACUUUAAAAGUCAUAUUUUAAGUGGACAUUUUUUUUCCUGAAAAUAGUUUGCAUAAUGUGGAAAUGUACUAGACACAUCCCAAGUCCUUUGAUUAAUAGCUAUUUCCUAAAUGUUGCCUACCAAUGCAAGUUGAAAAAAUAAUAUAUUGUUUAUGUACUAUUUUAAACAUGGGUUUUGACAGAUUCUUCCUUUUGGGUUUAAAUCAGUUUUUAGCUGAUCUAAUUCUUAAAAAAAAUUAAAACAAAGAUUUUAAAUUGGGUUUUAGGAUACAGUUACUGAGAUUGGGCUAUAAAUUGAUAAUUUAUUAUUGGAAAUACAUUAUUGAAAACCCAGGAUUUAACUUGACACUGUCCUGAGGCUCUAAGUAAGGUAAAGCUGAAAUUAUCAUUAAGAACUUGUUCGGAAAAAUAUAAGAACUAUGAUAAUAGCGGUUACUGAUAUUUUUAAGACUUUCAAUGUAAAAUCCAUUCUUUAUUUUAGCUGCUUACACAAAUAGAUUCUAUUUAAAAGUUAGCCUCAUACAGAAGUUUUAACUUGGUAGAAGUUAUCAAAUAUUCCCCAUCGCUGUCCCACCCACCCCAAUGUGAAAUGCAAUGGUUAGUAAAAUGCCACAUUCCAUCAUACAUUGCUAUGUAAUGUGGAUGAACAUUUUAAAUAUAGGAGCAACACAGCAUGUAGAUUUCUCACAGAUAAUUUCCUAAUUUUUCUAUUACCCCAUAUUAUGCAUUAGUUUUCUUUUCUGGUGUGUCCUGUGAGUUAUAAACCUGUAUACACUACUCUUCUGUGCUUAUCAUUCCAUACAUUGCUCCUUCUGAACCAGCUUUGAAUAGCAAUUUGAUUUGAUAAAAUUGUAAUUUGCCAAAUCUAUGAAUUACAGAGUUGAGUGAAUCUAUAAAAUUUGUUUAUCUUGUGUCCUCCUGAGUUUUCAAAGACAAGUAUUCUGGAGUUCUCAUGGGAUGACUCACUGGGGAUUAUUUAUUUCCCUCUUCUUCCCUUAGGAAGCUAUUAACAUUUUUGCAGUUUCUCUUAGAAUAGUGUUGUACUUGCAGUCAGAGUAAGUGAAUUUUCCCAGUUAAGCGGAGGAGAAAAGUAUUAACUUUCUCUUCCUUUCCUUACUCUCCACUGAAGUAGAACUGUAGGAGAGAAGCAGACAAUUAAACAGUGUCUCCUAAAUUGUUACCUUGGUCUGCGUUACUCCUAGUAACUACCUGAUAAAACAUUUCUUGGCACCAGGGCCUAAAAAGAGUUGGAGUCCUGAAUUCUGCUGUAUUCUGGAAUGAUUUGUCAGUAAGAUCUUCAGUGAGAACAGGCUUAGGUACUGUUGGCACAUUGCCCCCACAGAAGAGAGGAUCCAAGUCUAAGUAACAGGAGAAAAAGAGUGCAUGUCUCUAAAAUUGUUUGGUUUCCCUUAUCAGAUUACAAUUGCUAUCAGAAGUCAUAACAGAGAAUGAGUUGUACUUCAGCAAAAUAUUCUAAACUUAUUUUAAGUUUAAAAUGCUGUUACCAUUGGGGUUUGUUUUGCUCACAUCAAAAUAAUGUUGUUGAACUUAGGGAACUUCAAACAACUGUUUUGAGUGCUAACACUGUUCCCCCAUCCCCAAUUUCUUUUGAAACCAUGUCACCUUUGACUAUUUUACAAAUAAUGCUAUUCAAGCUUUCUAAAGAUCUUGGACUAGGCAUUGGAAAAUCUAUGUACACUUUGACCACCAAACCAUCAGGAGUGGAGGAAAAGUGUAAUGGGGACAAUUUAGAUGCUAACUGAUUAUUUGGUCCCUCCUUUAUUGAAAAGAACUUCUAACAUUUUAAAAUUAGUGAUUCUGAAGAAGCUUAAACAUCCCCUCUAACUUUUCCCUUUAAUUUUUCUCUUUCCUUUUAAAAAUCAUUUAUUAUUUUAAGAAAAAAUGGCUAGAAUUGCUUGCUAAUUUGCAACUGAUAACUCAGUGCUAACAAAUAAUUGAAUAAUUAAUUAUUUAAUUUUAUAAUAAGCUUAAAAAAGACAUUCUAGGCACUGGAAUAAAAUAUGCCCUUGAGGAGCUCCUUAUUAUGGAAAUAGUAAUAGCUCAUUUCUACUCUCAUACCUGCAGAAUAUAUGACAGAAUCUAUCUAAACUGUGUAUUUGCUCUCUGGUUUAAUUUACUCUUGUCAUUGAAAGUGGGAAACUAUAUUUCAAGAAACUGCAUUCUACCCCUUACUGAGUGUUCCUUUUAUAUAUUUUUCAUAAUAUUUGCUGAAAUAAAUCAAUUUGGCAAUGAUUUUAAGUGAUAGGAAAAGAAAAUAUUAUCGUUAGGGUUCUGACUGUGGAUGAACAGAGAAGCAGAUGAAUUAAUGGAUGAGAUUACAGGAUUCAACAUAAGUCAUUCUCUGAAUUCUAAAUUAGCCACAAGUUUUUAUGUGUGAUUGUGGGCUUUAUUUAUCUGAUGAGUAAAGUGGGAAUAUAAUACCUAACUGGCAGGCUAUGGAGAUUAGUAGUAAUAUUCAUCUGGUUCAUUACAGAUGUUUAAUAAAUGACAGCUACUACAAAUGUCUAAUAGUUAAGUAAGUGAUAAUAAAACUCCCAAAUGCCCCUUAUCUUUCCUUUCCAUACCCAUUUUUAUAGCAAUCCAGUAAAGGAUUAUUCUUUUCCCAUAAGAGACUGUAACAAGAGAAUCUCUGCCUUUAACUAGAUUUUCCAGAUAAAAUAUAAAUUUCUUAAUUAUCCUGUUUUUCUUAGUGUACAAAUUAUGAAAGAAAGUAAAUUAACCUCUUAGUAGUAUACAGGUCCAACGCUGAAUUUCCUUACAUAUUCCAAAAUUUUCUUCAUCUGGCAUCCUGUAUGAUUUUUCUCCAAAAUUAAGGUAGUAGAUUUAUUUAAUCACCAAAGUUGAUAUUUCUGAGUUAUGUUUUGGGCUUCCUUAGCACCUGGGGAAAACAUCUUUUUUGAAGUUAGCAGAUUUUUUUUUUUUUUAACUGCCUUGAAGGAAAAAUUGCAAAAUAUGGUGGAAAAAAAGUCUUCCCCAUGAAAGGAGAGAAAAAAACCCCAACUCUUUACGAUCUCAGUCAGCAGAUUUUCUCUAUUUGAGAAAAAAAAGAAACAACUUUAUUGGAAGCAGAUGUCGACACUGUGUCAGUUACUGAAGAUGGAAAGAGUUCACUGGAACCAUCACCAUUACAAAGGCAUAUUGAUGGCAGUUAGAAUUCCUGUGAUUGAUCACCUUCACAGCAGACAGAAGGACAACAGAAAAGCAGAAACUGUAUGAGACCAAGACUGAAAUCAGCCUGUUAAUUUUACCAUACAGAACUCAGGGUUUGUUUCCCCCCACCCCCGCCACC
Messenger RNA from Talpa occidentalis (Iberian mole), 5659 nucleotides. It is a transcript of the gene VGLL3, whose product is annotated as vestigial like family member 3. Bases 210 to 1382 code for a protein of 390 amino acids. Gene Ontology annotation, cellular component: nucleus. NCBI's taxonomy places the organism in Eukaryota, Metazoa, Chordata, Mammalia, Eulipotyphla, Talpidae. Gene Ontology annotation, biological process: regulation of transcription by RNA polymerase II. The transcript has 4 exons. The record is from RefSeq and is a predicted model, not a curated record.